AUGAAUUCCCAACAAGUAAUUCUAAUUAUUAUUACAUGUCUAGCGACGGCCGCCGUAGCCUCGGCCCAAUGCAGCCCUAAGGACUACAUCGACGCCCACAACACCAUCCGGGCCGAAGUCGGGGUCGGGCCGAUGAUCUGGAACGAGACCCUCGCCGCAUAUGCCCAAGCGUAUUCGGAGAAACGAGCCCCUGAUUGUGCCAUCGAGCAUUCUCAAGGGCCUUACGGGGAGAAUCUCGCCUCAGGAUCUUGGGACAUGAGCGCCAAGGACGCCGUGGACAUGUGGUACGAUGAAAAAAAAUUGUUCGAUGCGGUCGCAGAUAAAAGGAUCAACGAGAAUGACAUGUCUUAUCUGCAUUAUACGCAGAUUGUGUGGAACACCACCACGUGCGUUGGAUGUGGCAAGGUCACCUGCGCCAACGGUUGGACGUUUAUCACGUGUAGCUACGAUCCCCCAGGCAAUUUCAUCGGGGAGUGUCCCUUUUGA
Molecule: messenger RNA, 486 nt
Organism: Andrographis paniculata
Lineage: Eukaryota; Viridiplantae; Streptophyta; Magnoliopsida; Lamiales; Acanthaceae
Product: basic form of pathogenesis-related protein 1-like
Exons: 1
Coding region: 1-486 (161 amino acids)
Cellular component (GO): extracellular region
Source: RefSeq, a predicted model, not a curated record